AUGGGUCUGCGUGAAGCCAUCAACCGAGGGGAGGAAAAGCUAGCUUGUAAGCUGGUUUACUCUGGUGCGGAUCCGAACGAACAUUUCGUUAAGAAUAGAACGGGCUACGAUUGUCACGAAGUGGAACGCUAUGAGACUCCGUUGACCCUUGCUGCAUCUUAUCGCCUUGAGACGCUGACAAUGGUGCUUCUCCUAAAAGGUGCACGGGUCGACCUCGAUCACAACAAGUAUACGUUACAAGAAUCGCCUCUCAUGCACGCAGUGUGGACAGACCACGAGGAAGGGAUAAAUGCGUUCCUUAUUCGGAUCUUGCUGCAAGCACAUGUCGACAACGAAGACGAAGCUGUGCCGUUCACGGAUGCAAACGUCGAUGUGCCGUUCGCGAUGAGAUUUGUACUUCGCCACAGCGACUGGUUUGAUGAUGCGGAGGAAUUCCACGAGGCGGUAUGGACCAUUGCCGAGCUCAAACCCGGCGUUAUUAACGCUGAUGUCGGCCUCGGAUGGAGGCCGCUCACUCUGGUGCAAGACAGGGGAGCCAUGGAGAUCCUGUUGCGGCCGGGGGCUGAUCCCAAGGACAUCGGAUGUUUGCUAGAAUGUCACUGUUCGGGCGGAUGUAUUGAUGCCAGAGACGCGAGGGACACGGGUGUGAUACAAGGAUGCUUGGAGUGCGGUGCUGACCCAAAUGCGAAGGACAAGAAUGGAGAUACGUUACUGAUCAUCGCCGUACACAAUGGUUUCGAUUCCUCCGAAAAUGCAAAGGUAGUGGAUGUUCUGCUGAGAGGCGGGGCAGACGAAACAAUCAUCGGCAAUGGUGGUAUGACGGCACUAGAUUGGGCUCGUGAAGAGGAACAACGUGACACAAUCUCUCUCCUGGUCAAUGCUGCGAGAGACAGAAGUAGGCGCCGCCGUCUUCUCAUCAUCAUGUGCAUCAGGCGCGGCACUGGUGUCGCAGCAAACAGCAGCUGGGGUCGCGUGGCGGAGUUCCUGGUGGACUUGAGAGGAAACCCUGGCACCGAGGGAAUCUUCCGCACCGUCUUUGGAUUCAUGUGA
Ectocarpus siliculosus is the source of this 1050-nucleotide messenger RNA. The record is from the annotation of a GenBank genome assembly. Lineage: Eukaryota; Phaeophyceae; Ectocarpales; Ectocarpaceae.